AUGUGGAGAACUGCAGUCCUGUUUAUUGCCAUUUUCGGGUGCAAUGUGUGCGCUUCAUUUUAUGGAUUUCCGUUGAUCACGAAGCCCAAAGAGAUAUGGGAUACCCUAACUAACAAUUUCACUGUUAACGAUUUCACUGUACUGAGAUAUCAACCACAGCAAGAGCAGGGGUUGGAAAUCUUUCCUGGAGAGGAAUGUGAUAGAACGUGCAGUGUGGAUGAACCUUCUAGAAUAUGUUACUACAAGUGGGUGCUGGAAAGCUACGCCGCCAUGGGAUCUGCAUGUUGGGACUGCAUUCGGGGAAAUCGCACGCACUGCUUCCAUCCACAGUGUGUCACCGCCAACGGAAUGGAACGUAGUAUUGUUUCCAUCAAUCGAAAGAUGCCCGGACCUUUGAUAUUUGUCUGCCAAGGGGAUACCAUUGUGGUCGAUGUAUCAAACGAAAUGGAGGGCAUGUCAGCCACUAUUCAUUGGCACGGCUUUCGCCAGAUGCAAUCGCCCUGGAUGGACGGAGUGCCAAUGGUGACGCAGUGUCCGAUAGCUCCCAGCACCACCUUUCGAUACAGGUUCGUAGCGGAAGAAGCAGGAACGCACUGGUACCAUUCCCACUCGGGGUACCACAUGGCAAACGGACAUCUCGGAGCCGCCGUUGUGAGAAACCCAUUGGACGUAAAUAUGGCUUUAUAUGACUUUGAUCUGUCGGAACAUGUGAUGUUGAUAUCGGACUGGACAUUGGAUUCGGCUGAACGGUGGGUUCCCGGACAGCAGAGCUCUCAAAUGGCGGUGGACUCAAUUCUAAUAAAUGGACGAGGGCGGUAUACCAAGGAAGAAACGGGAACCAAGGUAGACUAUACGCCAUUAACGGUGUUCCGCGUACGACGUAAUUAUCGUUAUCGAUUCCGAUUAAUUAGCGGUGGCAGUCAAUAUUGUCCUUUUCAAUUGCAGAUUGAAAACCAUCGAAUGCUAGUCAUUUCCACGGAUGGCGGUGCUGUUAAGCCACACAUGGUGGAUACAUUAAUUUCCAUAUCCGGAGAGAGGUAUGAUUUUGUUAUUAAUGCGGACCAACCCGUAGGUAACUACUGGGUAAGAGUUCGUGGCGCUGGUUUUUGCAGCACAUUAAGUGUAGAAACAUUUGCAAUUCUUUCCUAUGCUGAUCCGUCUAUUUCUACCGAAAGCCUCAUGUAUCCCACUCUUGAGCCACCCGAGUACGGCAAUGCGUACCCGAUGGGACAAACCCUAAACGAGCAAACUGCCACUUGCUACAAUUCGGAAGAUCAGUUUACGUGUGCCGCAGAUUUGGAGACACAUGAAGCCCACCGGGAUGACAAACUGAUAAAUGCUACACCGGAUGUCCGUUUAUUCCUCGGAUUCAAAAUGAUGCAUCCCGAUAACCGAUGGCUCUUCUCGGAGUACAAACCUUUCAUUACCGUACGCGAGGACUUCAACACCAUUGCAGCAGCCAAUAACAUCAGUUUCAGAUAUCCUAGUUUUCCUCUACUGAUACAACCGGAUCUCAUUAUAGACGAAAACAAACAGUUCUGCAAUAGUACUCAUCUUCCUCCAGGAUGUGAUAGGUUACAUCUAUGCUUUUGUACGCACCGGAUUAAAGUCAAACUGAAUGACAUUGUGGAGCUGACUUUGUAUGAUACAGCUUAUGAACGUCAAAACUUCUAUCAUCCCUUCCAUAUCCACGGUCAUCGGUUCAUCAUUACCGAUAUGGGAAGGCUACCGGAGAGCGCCAUCAACUCGCGGCUCAAGUACCUUCAAGGACGAAACUUCACCCAAAGACCCAACGGUCAUAACCCACCCUUUAAGGAUACGAUAUCCAUACCGAAUGAGGGCUUUGUGAAGACGCGCUUUAGAGCAAGCAAUCCAGGUUUUUGGUUUGUACAUUGCCACUUUGAAUGGCAUCUUGGAACUGGCAUGGGUCUAGUGCUGCAGGUCGGAGAAGUAUAUCAAAUGUUGAAAGCACCUCCUGGAUUCCCUCGUUGUGAUGACUACAAACCAGAGCUACGCGGGACGUAAUGAUGCAUUCAUGAACAGGAACGGGUUGUAUUUUUUUUUUAAUUACAAAGAUGACUGAAAAUAAAUUAAAGAA
This is a messenger RNA of Aedes aegypti (yellow fever mosquito), 2098 nucleotides long. Its product is annotated as laccase-3. The coding region runs from base 1 to 2025 and encodes 674 amino acids. Gene Ontology annotation, cellular component: plasma membrane. The record is from RefSeq and is a predicted model, not a curated record. Gene Ontology annotation, biological process: iron ion transport. The transcript is spliced from 9 exons. NCBI's taxonomy places the organism in Eukaryota, Metazoa, Arthropoda, Insecta, Diptera, Culicidae. Gene Ontology annotation, molecular function: copper ion binding; oxidoreductase activity.